GGAUCGCGUUUGCGCAGUGGCGAUCAGUUCCCAGCACCCGCUCGGCUCUGGGCUGGCCGAGGUCUCAGCGUGAGGGCGGCCGAGCUGGCUGGCUGCUUUAAGAUGAGGCUUCUGCUGCUUCUGCUGGUGGCGGCGUCGGCGGUGGUCCGCAGCGAUGCCUCGGCCAACUUGGGCGGCGUGCCUGGCAAGAGGCUGAAGAUGCAGUACGCCACGGGGCCGCUGCUCAAGUUCCAGAUUUGUGUCUCCUGAGGCUACAGGCGGGUGUUUGAGGAGUACAUGCGGGUUAUCAGCCAGCGGUACCCUGACAUCCGCAUAGAGGGGGAGAGCUACCUCCCCCAGCCAGUGUACAGACACAUAGCAUCUUUCCUGUCAGUCUUCAAGCUCAUAUUAAUAGGCUUAAUAAUUGUUGGCAAGGAUCCUUUUGCUUUCUUUGGCAUGCAAGCUCCUAGCAUCUGGCAGUGGGGCCAAGAAAAUAAGGUCUAUGCAUGUAUGAUGGUAUUCUUCUUGAGCAACAUGAUUGAGAACCAGUGUAUGUCAACAGGUGCAUUUGAGAUAACUUUGAAUGAUGUACCUGUGUGGUCUAAGUUGGAAUCUGGUCACCUUCCAUCCAUGCAACAGCUUGUUCAAAUUCUUGACAAUGAAAUGAAGCUCAAUGUGCAUAUGGAUUCAAUCCCACACCAUCGAUCAUAGCCCCAACUAUCAGCACUGAAAACUCUUUUACAUUAAGGGAUUUUUGCAAGAGCAGCGUGACUGACAUUAUGAAGGCCUGUACUGAAGACAGCAAGCUGUUAGUGCAGGCCAGAUGCUUUCUUGGCAGGCUCGUUGUACCUCUUGGAAAACCUCAAUGCAAGGGAGUUUUUCAGUGCUGGCACAUUUUGGAAUUCUGCACAUUCGUGGAGUGCAAUAAUACUGUAUAGCUUUUUUUCUUCCCCAGAUCCAGUCAGUUAAUAGUUUUAAAAAAAGCAGACAUGCUCCUUGUACUUUUUUUUUCUUGGUCAUAUUUUCAAAAGUAGAAAAUUGAGUUACAAUUUUAUUGUUUUUCAAAGAUGUCUGUCAAAUCUGUUGUGAUUUUAUAUGAAUUUUCCUUUUUUAUAGUUUAAAAUUCAUCUUUUGGAGACUAGAGCUGAAGUUCCCAAAUACUUUAUAAGAGUUUAUCAGACAUCUCUAAUUUGGUUGUGUCCAAUUUAUAUAGUUUUCAAAAUACUGCAGAUUGUGAACAGCAUAUUAUAUAAGAUUAAGGGGGGGAAAUCCUAUAUCCAGAGUACUCUACCAGUUGUGUAUGUGUAUGUGUGUGUGCGCGUGUGUGAUUACCAGAGAACUACUAAAAGACCAACCUCUUUUUAAAUCCUGUUAUGUAGUUCAAGUGUCCUGCCUUGACCAAUUUAAUGAGUUGAUUAACUGGGCCUUUAUACUUAACUCAAUAAAAAACUAAACAGAUAUAAGUUAAAUAAAAAGUUCGAGUUUAUUGCCCAGCGUACCUACUAACAUUGUAUGUGACAGUUGUCUACCUAAGUUUGUGUUCUUAGACUCACUGGCAGUUUCCUAGGGGACACUCUUUAGAUUCACACAUAAGUAAUAGGUCACUCACCAUUUUAAGGAUAAUUGAAACUUGCUUCACUUUUAAGAAAGUUUAGUUAAACCUCUUCACAACAUUAAUGUGAGGUACAUGGAGAUCACUUGUCUAAUAAUUUAACUUGUGUGACAUCAUAUAUCAGAAUUUUAUUAUACUUGAGGAACAAAAUUGAAGUUUUUUAUUUGGUGAAUUUAAUGUCUUUCCAGAGUUCUAAAAAGGUAGUUUUUUUUUUUUUUAAUUAAAUUGAUAAAGAUGAUAAUUUUGCAGAAGUAGGACCAUAAAGUAGAAAAGUAGUCAAAUAUCAACAGUCAUAACAUACUUCAGCUUCCGUGAGGAAUAGAAGUGAUAGGUCUGAUUUUGUUAGUGGAAGAAAAGGGAUUUAUGGAAAAGUUAUGAGAUGUUUCAAUAUUGAGUCCACCAAACACUUUGCACAUUAUACUUCAUUUGUCAGUGAAUAUUUGUUGAAAUGCAUGUCUGGUUAUCAUCAUGACUGUGACAUCCUCAAGGUAGAAUGCACUGUAGUCCCUAGCUGAACGGAAGUUAGCCUGAUACUUCAUGACAGAAAAUUGAUUAAAUGCCUUAUCCUUUUAAUUAAGGCUGCAGAACUGUUAACCUAAGAUCACACUGUGGCAACAGUCAAUACAGUUUAAGCCGGAGGUUACUUGGAGGUUAUUACUCAGGUGUAAUAACAUUUCGCUGUCUUUGACUAGGGUUUAAAGGCCUGUUAACUUGAUUUGUACCAGCCCAGACCUCUUCCCUCUUACAAGUUGAACACACUGUUGAGUGUGUGUAGGGUCUUUCUUCAGCAUCAGACAUUCCACUAGUGGUGGUUAGCCUUUUGACAUUUAGAACUUCCAAACUUGAAUCUAUCUAGUCCCAUGUGUCUGACAGGCCAGCCAUGAAGAAUUUAAGAUUUAAUUCUAACUUUUUCCACCUUUGCCUUGGGUGAAUGACUCGUCUUUUGGAGAGUACCUUUAAGUGACUUGGUCACUGAUAAAACUCAACUAUUUUGUUGGCACCCAUUUCAAUAUUUAUGUUUGGCCAUAUUUAAAUUUAAAAUUUAAUAGAGUCUAGUGAAAAAAUUAGUGGAAUGUGUGAAUAUAAAAAAACACAAAAAAGAGAAAGCUAUUUAAACUGUGGCUUUAUUAUAUUCCUAACAUUUCAAAAUUUAUUACAUAGUUGCUUAUAAAUUGCUGUGGCUGUAUAGUUUAUAAAUGUUUAUGUACUGUGUUAAUUAGAAGACCAUAGAACGUGACAUCAGUUUGGUUAAUGUUAUUCCAUAGUUGCUGUUGUGGAAGAGAUUAUAUAUUAGAUUAAUAAAAAAAAAUGUUGGUAAAACCUGGCUUUAUACCUCAGCACCAAAAUGUACAAAAAACAUAGGCUUUCGGGAUAUAUGUGCAUUAUUAACUCAUGGCACUGAGAUUAAUGAUAGCAGUUGAUCAAACAUGACUAUCAAAAUAUAACAGGAUCCUAAUGAUGAUUCUUAUUUUGACUUUUAUUAGUUUGAGACUUUGGUUGGUUAGCAUUUUAUCAUUGUCAUAAUUUUAAUUAAUUUUGAUUUUCAAAAACAGCCUACAGAACCUUAAAGCAUGAUUUGAUAUUUAAUACUAAGACUUAAAAUCUCUUUUGAGAGAAACAUGAGGAAUUGUAAAGUUCGGGGGCUUCCCUCUAUAGCAUUGUGAGAAUAAACUUUUAAGCUGAUGUGAAAGGAAUCCCUCCUUUCUGAAGCUGAAUCUGUGCUAGAACACUUGAUAACUGUAUUUAGGAAAUUUGCAUUGUAAAAGUUGUUAUCAAACAAUGUUUUCUAAUGGCUUCCUUACCCCACCAGUGCUGACACGCCCCGUUCCCCACCCAGCACCCCCAGCCCCAGCUUGGCACUCCAGUCUUGACUGCUCUUGGGCCUUAACCUGCUUCCUGAACCUGUUGGUCCAGCUGUGUGUACUUCAGUGUUCCUUUUAUCAGCUCUGUGGCAUGUUCUCUGCUGGGGUGGAGCAAAAAGGAGCAGUUUAGAUCAUUGUCCUUCACCCCUGACCUCCAAAACCCCGGUGAAAGUCAUGCUAACAUCCCCAAAUCUGGAGAGAAAUAAAAUGAGAGUUUCUCUCUUGACUGAUAACACACCAUGUAACCAUUUAACCAUUUCUCUCAAAAGAGAAAGCAAGGUUGUUAUCUUCCUUAAAUCCAGCUGAGCCAUUUCCUUCAAAGUCCCUGGCUCCUUUCCUCUAGGCUUAAAAACCAAUAGAAGCAGACCCAGAUCUGAACUGAAGAAAAAUAGAAAUUGGUCUCAGGCCCAGUGGGGAGAGUGUUAAAUCACCCAUCCUCUGUCAAGGCUUGUAGACUUUGUUAAGCAGGAACAGAAUAAAAGGAAACAUGAUAUCCAGGCAAGCAUGUAACAGCAGUGGUUUUAAACCUUGAGAGAAUAAUUAAGGCAAAUUCCUGGACCCUGUCCCUAGAGAUGCUGACUGAUUUGCUCUGAGAGGGUUCCAGUAAUUUGGGCUGCAGCGCAGCUUCCAGAUAAUGCGGACGCUGUCAGCCCGAGGUCCACACUGAGGAACACAGGGCCAGAGGGCCCGGGGUCAGUGUGCAGAGAGCUCGGGACAGAUGCCGCUGUGAAACGGAAGAAGGUUUUCCACAGUCGCUUCACAUGUGUAGAAUGACUGAGAACAAGACAGUCAGUAAAAUGAGAACCUCAAAGAAGAAACAGAAUGAGAUGAGAUUGUUUUAAAGAAAAUAAAUUGAGGGUUUAAUUGUCCCAAUUAAUCUGUUUUAUCAAUUCAGUGUGUGUUAUCCUUUGGGUUAAUAUAUUAAGACUUUUGGGGGGGGUGGGUAUUUUAAAAGGAAAUGUUAAAUCUUUGAGUAUAAAAUAACUCAUUUGAAAUGCCAGAUUUUCUCAAGGCAGAGUAUUUAAAUUUUUACCAUUCUGAGUAGACAAAAUGUAUACUUUUCAUUUUAUUGUAGUAACCACAGUAGAAUUCUUAAAUCACUAAGGAAACCCACUCUAAACUUAAGCCCCCCAAAAGAAAAAGAUUACCUUUCAUGUAAUAGAAAAAUCCAGUGUAAAGUUGGUCUCAUUUUCUAUGAGCCUCCACUGUAACUGGGGAGAAGAUUUUGUGGGGGCCUGGGAGAAUGGGAGAGGAAUAAGAAAUGUUGAUAAAGUCUCAAAUCACUUCAUU
Molecule: messenger RNA, 4743 nt
Organism: Odocoileus virginianus texanus
Lineage: Eukaryota; Metazoa; Chordata; Mammalia; Artiodactyla; Cervidae
Gene: SELENOT
Product: selenoprotein T
Biological process (GO): cell redox homeostasis
Cellular component (GO): endoplasmic reticulum membrane
Molecular function (GO): thioredoxin-disulfide reductase (NADPH) activity
Source: RefSeq, a predicted model, not a curated record